Messenger RNA from Cariama cristata (Red-legged seriema), 433 nucleotides. RefSeq names its product CGRP receptor component (gene CRCP). The transcript is spliced from 5 exons. Gene Ontology annotation, cellular component: RNA polymerase III complex. Gene Ontology annotation, molecular function: nucleotide binding. The annotation marks the transcript as partial. Gene Ontology annotation, biological process: transcription initiation at RNA polymerase III promoter. The record is from RefSeq and is a predicted model, not a curated record. NCBI's taxonomy places the organism in Eukaryota, Metazoa, Chordata, Aves, Cariamiformes, Cariamidae.
AAAAGAUGCAAAUGCCGCAUUGCUGAGUAACUUCGAGGUGUUCCAGUUACUUACUGAUCUUAAGCAGCAGCGCAAAGAGAGUGGAAAAAUCAAGCAGAGCUCUGGUCAGCAGAAUCUGAACACAAUCAUGUAUGAAACACUGAAGUACAUUUCAAAAACACCCUGUAGAUACCAGAGUCCUGAGACUGUGAGAGAUUUCCUCAUAGCAAUGAAAAGCCAUAAGCUAACCAAAGCAGAAAAGCUCCAGUUGCUUAACCACAGGCCUGUGACGGCAGUUGAAAUACAGCUGAUGGUAGAAGAAAGCGAGGAAAGGCUAACAGAAGAGCAGAUUGAGUCACUUCUCCAGACAGUCACCGGUAUUCUUCCAGGGGAUCCGGAAGAACAACAGAGAGACUCGGCAAUGGCAACCGAAGACAAAGGUGACCAAGCAUAG